Messenger RNA from Pyrus x bretschneideri (Chinese white pear), 1824 nucleotides. RefSeq names its product UNC93-like protein 1. The coding region runs from base 213 to 1580 and encodes 455 amino acids. The transcript has 2 exons. The record is from RefSeq and is a predicted model, not a curated record. NCBI's taxonomy places the organism in Eukaryota, Viridiplantae, Streptophyta, Magnoliopsida, Rosales, Rosaceae.
GCUAAAUCCAUCUGCUAUUCACAACCACGUAUUGUCAGUUCAUCACACUCUUCACCCGUAAUUUCAGACCCUUCCACUCUCCACUCAAAUCCCGCCUUUCGUAAAUUAGAUUAGUUUAGAAUAUCGCUCGAAUAAAACGGUUUGGCUCCCAAAAGGGAGGAAAUUUAUAAUCGAAUUGUCAAAAAGUCGUUCAAUUUAUCAUCUGGGAUUCGAUGGGUUUCGAAGGAGUUGAAGAAUCGGGAGGGAUGGAGGUGCCCCAGUCGAAGUUCAGGUACAACUCGCCGUUUGUUCAAGUGAGUCUGAUCGGAUUCGUCUGUUUCUGCUGCCCUGGCAUGUUCAACGCCCUCUCCGGCAUGGGCGGCGGAGGCCAGGUCGAUCCGACCGCCUCCAACAACGCCUCCACCGCCCUCUACACCACCUUCGCCGUCUUCGGUAUCCUCGGCGGCGGAAUCUACAACAUCCUCGGCCCCCGCCUCACCCUCCUCUCCGCCUGCUCCACCUACGUUCUCUACGCCGGCUCAUUCCUCUACUACAACCACCAUAAGCACCAGGCUUUCGCCAUUGUUGCCGGAGCAAUCCUCGGAAUCGGCGCUGGCCUCCUCUGGACCGGUCAAGGUGCCAUCAUGACGUCAUACCCUCCCCCGAAUCGAAAGGGGACGUACAUCUCGCUUUUCUGGAGCAUUUUCAACAUGGGCGGCGUCAUCGGAGGACUAAUCCCCUUCGUUCUUAAUUACCACCGGAGCGAAGCGACUUCCGUCAACGAUGCGACUUACAUCGGGUUCAUGAUUUUCAUGUCCAUCGGGACUCUUUUGACCCUCGCUAUCCUGCCCCCCAGCAAAGUUGUCCGGGACGACGGGACUAAAUGUACGGACAUUCUGUACUCAAAUGUCACAACUGAGGCCAUUGAAAUUGCCAAGCUGUUUACAAAUUGGAAAAUGCUUCUUAUAAUCCCGGCCGCUUGGUCGAGCAAUUUUUUUUACACCUACCAAUUUAACAAUGUCAAUCAGAUUAUGUUUAAUCUGAGGACUAGAGGAUUCAACAAUGUGUUCUACUGGGGAGCGCAGAUGUUGGGGUCCAUCGUGCUUGGACACAUCAUGGAUUUCAGCUUCAAGAGUAGGAGGGCGAGGGGUUUCGCUGGCAUUUCUGUGGUUGGUGUCCUCGGGACUGCCAUUUGGAUUGGCGGACUUGCCAACCAGCUCAACUACUCUCGCCGCGAUUUGCCAGAGAAGUUGGAUUUUAAGGACUCGGGCUCUGCUUUCGCAGGACCAUUCGUGUUGUAUUUCAGCUUCGGGUUGCUUGAUGCCAUGUUCCAGAGCAUGGUUUACUGGAUCAUUGGAGCCUUGGCUGAUAACUCUGAAAUUCUGAGCAGGUACGUUGGAUUCUACAAGGGAAUACAGAGUGCAGGGGCAGCAGUUGCUUGGCAAGUCGACACGCACAAGGCAUCUUUCCUCGCCCAAUUGGUUACGAAUUUCGCGCUCAACACCGUGAGUUAUCCGUUGCUGGUGGUUCUGAUAUUGCUGGCUGUGAAGGAUGAAGGCAAGACUGAUGUGGAGGAAUUUACAACCAGAGAAGGUUGCUGAGCCUGCAGCAUCAGAAAAGUGAUCAUAAUGGUCGUCAGUUUAAUUAGCAUUUCGAAUUUGCCAUAAUCCAUCCGAAUAUUUGUCUUAAUUACGUUCACACGAUCAAAUCUUCACGCUUCAGUGUAAUGAAAAUGCCAGUGUAAUUGAUGUAUCAUGUUCAAAUUGUCUAGUAUUUUACAGAUUUAUCGAAGUUCAUGUUUUGAUAAAUUUUCCUUUAAUUUUGGAAAUGAUUAGUUCUUGAUCA